Messenger RNA from Microthlaspi erraticum, 1071 nucleotides. NCBI's taxonomy places the organism in Eukaryota, Viridiplantae, Streptophyta, Magnoliopsida, Brassicales, Brassicaceae. The record is from the annotation of a GenBank genome assembly.
AUGGGAAAAGCAUCGGGCUUGCUUCUGUUUCUGCUGGGUUUCGGCUUCUUUGUUGUGACAUACAAUCUUCUGACUCUUAUAGUCCACAAUAGAUCUGGUGUGAGUAACUCAGAUGGAAGUCCACUUCUUGAUCCUGUUGUUCAGAUGCCUAAUAGAAAGGCCAAGACUUCUUCAGCGCCGUUUCACGUUGCGUUAACAGCCACAGACGCAGCUUACAAUAAAUGGCAGUGUCGUAUCAUGUAUUAUUGGUAUAAGCAGAAGAAAGAUCUUCCUGGUUCAGGUAUGGGAGGCUUUACCCGCAUUCUGCAUUCUGGUAAUGCUGAUAACUUGAUGGACGAAAUACCAACAUUUGUGGUUGAUCCUCUUCCUCCUGGUCUUGAUCGGGGUUAUGUUGUCUUGAAUAGACCAUGGGCGUUUGUACAAUGGCUUGAAAGAGCUACUAUCAAGGAAGACUAUGUGCUGAUGGCAGAGCCUGAUCAUAUAUUUGUUAAUCCUCUUCCUAAUCUGGCUGUUGGAGGAUUCCCAGCUGCUUUUCCGUUUUUCUAUAUUACACCUGAGAAGUAUGAAAACAUAGUCAGAAAGUACUUUCCAGUGGAGAUGGGCCCGGUGACUAAUAUCGACCCCAUCGGGAAUUCUCCUGUUAUUAUAAGCAAGGAAUCACUUGAGAAGAUUGCUCCUACAUGGAUGAACGUCUCGUUGACAAUGAAAAACGAUCCUGAAACUGAUAAAGCAUUUGGAUGGGUGCUGGAAAUGUAUGGUUACGCAAUUGCCUCUGCUCUGCACGGAGUGCGGCACAUACUUCGGAAGGAUUUCAUGCUUCAGCCUCCAUGGGAUCCAUCUACCCAAGGGAGGUUUAUCAUCCAUUACACCUAUGGCUGCGAUUACAACAUGAAGGGUGAGCUGACAUAUGGCAAAAUAGGAGAGUGGCGAUUCGAUAAGAGAUCGCAUCUGCGAGGUCCUCCUCCGAGGAACAUUUCCAUGCCACCUCCUGGUGUUCCGGAAAGUGUGGUUACUCUUGUGAAGAUGGUGAAUGAAGCUACUGCCAAUAUCCCUAAUUGGGACAAUCUCUAA